Molecule: messenger RNA, 831 nt
Organism: Anisakis simplex (herring worm)
Lineage: Eukaryota; Metazoa; Nematoda; Chromadorea; Rhabditida; Anisakidae
Source: the annotation of a GenBank genome assembly
UUGUUUAUACUUAUAACAAAGUGGAAAUAUGAUCUUUGCAGUGAUGAAGAUUGGAAUGAAUUCAACGACAUCAACAAAGUGAUAAUUCGGGCUCCAAUUCGUACCGAGUAUCGAAUUGCGUUCCCAUUCAUGUACAACAAUCUUGUUAACGCAUUACCAGUACAAGUCUCGUGGUACCACACACCAUCAGUUGUGUUCAUAAAAACCGAAGAUCCCGAUUUGCCGGCGUUCUAUUUCGAUCCACUUAUCAACCCUAUUGCACAGAGAUCAUCUGAUAAGAGUUAUGAACCCGUACCAGAUGAAUUAGAUGAAGAGUUCAUAUUACCGGAUGAAGUAGAGCCGAUCUUCUCGGAGGUAUCGUUGUAUACCGAGAAUACGGGCAAUGGUAUAGCACUGAUGUGGGCACCGCGACCAUUCAAUAUGCGUUCAGGUCGAACGAGACGUGCGGUUGAUGUGCCGUUAGUGAAGACGUGGUAUCGAGAGCAUUGUCCGUCUGGUAUGCCAGUAAAGGUUCGCGUAUCGUAUCAAAAACUUUUGAAAGUAUUCGUGCUGAAUGCAUUGCGUCAUCGUCCACCGAAGCCGCAGAAGCGAAGAUAUCUAUUCCGUUCAUUCAAAUCAACGAAAUUCUUCCAAUCCACAACACUUGAUUGGGUUGAAGUCGGACUUCAAGUGUUGCGUCAGGGUUACAAUAUGUUGAACUUGUUGAUUCAUCGAAAGAAUUUGAACUAUCUCCAUCUCGAUUACAAUUUCAACUUGAAGGUUCGUCUAUUUGGAAAUCACUUUUUCGUACACUUGUUCAUGUCAUAUUUAGAUACCUUCAUCACGUUUUGA